Brassica rapa (field mustard) is the source of this 1211-nucleotide messenger RNA. RefSeq lists its product as uncharacterized. NCBI's taxonomy places the organism in Eukaryota, Viridiplantae, Streptophyta, Magnoliopsida, Brassicales, Brassicaceae. The record is from RefSeq and is a predicted model, not a curated record.
CUUUUACACUUUCUUCAUCAAGUAAAGAUCAAAAGGUUUACGGUUUCCAUCACGCAACAAUGUCAAGGGUCUCACAGCUUACUCUCAUCUUCCGCGACAAACUAAAAACUACCAACCAAAGCUCCAACAAAAAAUCAGAUGCUGUCGUGAAGAAACAACCAUUGGCUCCAUCGUCUAGCAACGACCGUGAGACGAGAGGGGCUGCUUCGUGGUCAUCGUUCCAAAUGCCUGUUCACUACCCAAGCUUCACGAAGGAAGAGUACGAGGCUAUGUCGGAGGAAGAGGUUGAUCGACUUCUUAAUCUAUACGGUCUGCAGCAUACAAAUCUCGGUGACUUGUCUUGCAAGAAACAGUUUGCUAUCGGUGCCUUCUUGUGGGAGAAGGGGAUAGAUUCCUCUCCGGCUGAGCAUGAACUAGUAAACCCUAGUUCGUCCGUUGAUGGUUUGGGUGAGAGCUCUUUGAUGGGAUUGAUGACGGCUUUGAAAUAUAUGGUUCACUGUGUAUUCCGUGUUUAGCAAGUAAAAAUCCAAGGUAGCUUGGUCCUAAAGUUUUGUUUAUGGUUGUUAUAUAUAUGGAUUAUCCAUCACUACGGUUUAGAAACUAUUAUUGUUUAUUCAAUUAUUUUGCUAUCACAUAUUAGUAUCUAACAACGAUCCAGUAUCAUAACUAAGUUAUAAUUCAACAAUAUACCAACUAAAACCUAUGAUAAUCUUUUACAACUUUAAUUUCUAACAUAAUGGUGCAGACCGAUCGCUCCUCUCGCUAUACUCGUUUUCAAACUCAGUGAUACUAGAUUUGAAUUUCUUAAAAUAAUAUGCGGAUUACUCAGAGACAACCCAGUGAAAGUUGAUUCAUUCUCUAUUUUGUCUCUUUUUUGGAAAAAAAAAAUUGUCUUUUGUUUUCUUCUCGACCGGUUUGUGUUCCUCAGCUUGUCUUCCAACGCACGUUACGAAAUCAUCACUAACUGUCUCUAACGCAUCGUGAAAGGUUCUACUUUUACAUCGGCCAAACGACUUCCUUUGGUCCGGGGUGGACAUAUAAAAGAUCAAUAAAUAAUAUUUCAUCCGUUACAUAAGAAAUUCACUUAGUUAUUUUUCACCCAUCAAAAAUUUUAAAAAAAUAUUGAAAUGCAUUCAUGUUUGUGAGUAUUAGAGUAUCUCCAUCAGUAAAAACUCUCUGGAUAUCUUAGUAAUUAAAAAGAAAAGAAAAAA